Molecule: messenger RNA, 3650 nt
Organism: Pomacea canaliculata
Lineage: Eukaryota; Metazoa; Mollusca; Gastropoda; Architaenioglossa; Ampullariidae
Product: cathepsin O-like
Exons: 9
Coding region: 164-1189 (341 amino acids)
Cellular component (GO): lysosome
Molecular function (GO): cysteine-type endopeptidase activity
Source: RefSeq, a predicted model, not a curated record
AUGUAAUGCCUCAGAAAAUAAAAUGUAUGUAAAUGUUAUAGAUAUAAAGUAAUUCAGAAGAGUAUUUCUGUCACGGAAAGAAAUCUCUAAUCCUAGUGACCUAAGUAAAGUAAUUCUCAAAUGGAUUGUAAUUUUUAGACGCUUUCGCUUGCGGAUAGGUCACAUGCUGAAGUCGCAGAACGAAAAACACUUCCAGAGUAAAAUGUUGCUAACGUUGUUUGUGGUCUUGCCUUGUGUCCCGCUUGCAGCUUACAAAACAGACGACCUGUCACUUUUCCAUAAGUUCAUUAAUGAUUUUACAAAACCUUAUAAAAACGAUACCAAAGAGUUUUAUACAAGAUUUGAAAUAUUUAAGGAUAAUCUCAAACACAUUCAUGAGAUGAACAAGCCCUAUGCGUCUUCAGUGUUUGGCAUUACCAAAUUUUCUGAUCUUACUCAAAAAGAGUUUCAAGAGAAAUAUCUGUCAGGCUUUAGAAAGCUGUCCAGAACAAACAAGCCAUUGCUGUUCUACAGUUUACCUAGUAGUGCACAAGUGCAGCUACAAGAUGUGCCAUCAAAAAUAGACUGGAGGUUGUAUGAUGUAGUGACCCCUGUGAAGAAUCAAGAACAGUGUGGAGCAUGCUGGGCAUUUUCAGUCAUAGAAACCAUAGAAAGCUCAUAUGCAAUCAAAUACAACACCAGUGCUCCACAACUGGCUGUUCAGCAGCUUAUUGACUGUGACACUAACAACUUUGGCUGUUCUGGUGGUGAUACUUGCAGAGCCUUGUACUGGGUGCAGAAAAAUGGAAUUACUUUUGAGAAGAACUACCCACUGACAGACAAAAAUGGAAACUGCAAGCCUUUGUCACCAACUGACAAACUAGUGAAGGUGUCCAGUUAUACUUGUGAAGACUUUGUUGGUGAGGAAAAGAACUUAGUAAGCAGGCUGGGAACAACUGGCCCCGUGGCAGCAGCAGUAGAUGCAUCAACAUGGAACAAUUAUGUUGGUGGCAUCAUUCAGUUCCACUGUGCAAAUUACACCAACCAUGCUGUUGAGAUUGUGGGAUAUGACAGAACAGGUCCAGUUCCAUACUAUAUUGUGCGAAACUCGUGGGGACCUGACUUUGGUCUUGAUGGUUACCUAUACAUUAAAAUAGGAAGCAAUCUCUGUGGAAUUGCAGAGCAAAUUUCUUCUAUCACAGUUGUUUAACAUCUUGCUUUCCUUGGCUGUCACUACCAGUUUAUUGAGAAGAGCAGUUGUCUUCUGUGGCAAGUUCACAAAUGGAUGAAUAGUGGCAUUUGCAUCAAUGUAUACACAUGCGCUAUUGUGUUUUGCUACCAGAAUGUUGACCUGUGUAGAAAAGGCAUGGUCCCCUUAUUGCUCAAAUACCAAGUUUUUAUAUAAUAUAAUGAGAAUCUUGGUUUUGUACAUUUCCAAAUUAUAACUCAUUCCAUCCACUUUAGUGGAGAGAGAGAAGAGAGAGCUAAUUAUUUUGGUAGAAUUUUCGGCAACACAUAAUUUGACAUUUCAAUCAAAAUGUUGUUCUGGAAUUUAUCUUAAACUGUAAGGUUCGUGUUUCUUGGAGAUUUCAAUUUUUUUAUCUGUUUUUAGUUAGUUUUGGUUAUUUGUACAUUUUGUAAUCAUCAUUUAAAUCAUGAAAUAUAAAGACGACAUUACAGGUAUAGACUAGCUUUCUGUGAUACUAUCUCAGCUUCUGGCUUGCCAUAAAAAAUUAACAACCAUUUGCAAAAAGUCUGCUGCAGUUGUUUUAACAGCGUUGUCAAAGCUUUGUUAUAAAAGGCAUUAUAUUUUUCAAAUUGUUAUUCAACAAGAUGAGGGUCUGAACAUUAUUCUCUGUGUGUGUUUGUAUAUUUGUCCUUUUUAGUUUGUUUUUAAUACUGCAUGGUGCAUUGAGCCUAUGUUAAAAUAGUUAAAUGCAUCAUCACAAUAAUAAUAAUACUUUAUUAUUAUUUGCAUUAAAAACCGGCAGUGGCUAGGUCAUGUGGCUAGUAAAUAGAGGAACAUUUCUUAUUCUAUAUUUCAUUGUAUUUUCAACCACACAUCCUUCUACCAUUGUAAAAGGUUUCCAUGUAUGCAUGUGUGUGGAAUAUUUGUGUUGUAAAGUGGUGUAACUUGGUGAAUGAAAUACUUAUUGCUGUAAAGGAGAGCAGCAAUGGGAAAGUAUUAUUUUAAUAUUAUUGAUGCUUUCAACAUGUUAGUGCCUGUCUGGACUUCUUGUGUAUUAUUCCAUAAAUUCAGAUUAAAUAAUAGAACCCUUCACAUUGAUAGGCUGAUUUGCAUAUCAAACAGGAUCAUAGUGCCUUAUGAUGUUUAUAUCAUGUUAAGUUUAUAUCUGUAAAUUCCGAUUCUGUGUACCGACAUGCAGGACCAAUAGACUGAGGCUAUCCUUUGUUUUUGGCCGUUCAACUUCUGAACGUUACUGUGUGGGAAUAAAUGCAGCUGUCUGAACCAUGAAUGCAUGAAUCUGUUUGACAGAAAUAGAUAGGUUAUUAUUGUUUUGUGCUUUUAUAUUGAGCUGCCCCAAAUUGCCUUCUGGGAUAAGUAAAGUGUUAUAUUUGAAUGCGAUAGAUUGUUUAGAAUUUAUUUGUAAAUUCUGAAGUGACUUAAUUUGAGUCAUGACUCUAGAGAAAACCUUUUGAGUCUGCCUUGCGUAAUUUAUAAAAUGUAAUGAAAUCAGUAUUUUGGAGACUGGUGGAUUUACUGCCAUCUUCACAGCCACGGACCUUCAUUACUUCUUAAUGAGGGUCCAUGAUCCCUUUUCUUCCUUUUGCAAAAGGCAACAUUAUAUGUAUUUAGGAUAAUGAUUUUUAUGGAUGUUAACUUUUUUUGCUUUUUGUUCACACAAAAUAUUUCCUUUUGCUGACAACAUGAAAAAAUGGAGAAGGAAGAAAGACUUACAAAAUUGUUGCAAAAUAGGCUAUGAGCUGUGUAUGAAUGAGGUGUGCAAUGGAAUAUAAGAAGCAAAGCUGAAAAAUUACCAAAAGAAGGAAAAGCUAUACGUAAUUUUGUUUAAAUUGAAAUGCAAAAUGUAAUUGGUUUGUUUUAAGUACUUGAUCACAACUUUUGCUGAAACCUUUUAUUUAAUUUUUUUUAUCCGACAGAAAUGCGUUACACUUUUGUUAAGUUUGUUUAUACCAUACCCUGAACCAAAGUCCUCUUUCUGGUUGAUUUAAUUGCUACCAAGCAUAUGUGUGCAACACAUUCACAUUAACGUGCUGUUUAUCCUUUUUGUUACCAGUAACAUAAAGCUUUUAUUAUGUACUUGAUAUAGAAAUGUGGAUGGCUGUGUUGCUAUAUAAACAUUUGUGUUCAGAUUAUCACAACAAUAAGGUGUUCACAUGGGUUGGUUGAUAACUGUUUCACAGCAUACUUCCCUCACUUUACCCACUGGGUAUCUGAUUCCAUAGAUGGUUGGGAAGGAAAGGUAGGGAGUGAGACAACUGGCCCUAAGAUGAGUGGUGUCCCCAUGGAUGCUAGACUAUCACCACCCUCUUUUAUACAUUUACAGGUUAACAACAAAUUCGCCUAUUUACUCUAAAAGUGACUUUCACAUAUUUUUGUACAUUUUGUUCUAAUAAAUAUUCUAGUAUUUGACAUGUGUUCGUAUAAAAUCGUAUAUUUUGGCUAAUAAAGACGUAUCAAACAGCCA